Aspergillus novofumigatus IBT 16806 is the source of this 720-nucleotide messenger RNA. RefSeq lists its product as uncharacterized. The coding region runs from base 116 to 511 and encodes 131 amino acids. The record is from RefSeq and is a predicted model, not a curated record. The transcript is spliced from 2 exons. Lineage: Eukaryota; Fungi; Ascomycota; Eurotiomycetes; Eurotiales; Aspergillaceae.
AUAAAACAGGAACCUUUGGUAUCCAGUGUGGAGGGAGAGCCACACACUUUUGCAGUUACAUUCCGCCGUCUUUUUUUUCGCCUCUAGAAUAUAUACAACCUACAUACCGUUCAUCAUGGCCCGUGUACAGGAACUCAUGGGAACAUUGCCCGGGAUUGUCAGCGAAAUGAGAUCUCUUAUCAACAGCAGGCAAACCGCGGAGGAGGCGCGAGCAAACUGGGGCUGGAGGCAUGGAGGUCCCAGGUUUACCGAUGAAAUUACUAAGCUCAAGAUGGAGCUAAGAGCGCAAGGCAAGCCGGUCACCACCUGCACCGCAUUUCACGUCUUCAAGGAGUCCAAGGUUAAAAACCCCACAGGCCGCAUGAUUGUGAUUCCUAUCGGUGGGACAAUUCUGUUCAAAAAGGGUAGCGAGGUACUCACCCCAGGCUAUUAUUAUUACAUUGAAGACGAAAGGAUCCUGCAUGGCCAGGAUAUGGAUGUAAUUUUGGCCGCGCUGGAGAAGAAAAAAUAGCGGCUGUUUCAGAGCGACACUGGCUUAGAGAGAGCGCUGACACUGAAAUUUAUGGUUUAAGCAUGGUGCAUUGACAUCGUGUCAGCCAUAUCUUACCACUAUUGAAUCCGGAGAGUAUUGGAUAUCAAUAUUUAGCUAAAUUCUGGCUGGGCCAAUCAGAUUGCUGGAUUCUACUAUAGAUUCAACUCACCAGAUUAAGGAGAUUUUAC